Molecule: messenger RNA, 4717 nt
Organism: Pseudophryne corroboree (corroboree frog)
Lineage: Eukaryota; Metazoa; Chordata; Amphibia; Anura; Myobatrachidae
Gene: LURAP1
Product: leucine rich adaptor protein 1
Exons: 2
Coding region: 355-1215 (286 amino acids)
Biological process (GO): positive regulation of canonical NF-kappaB signal transduction; positive regulation of cytokine production
Source: RefSeq, a predicted model, not a curated record
GGAGAAACUGUUGUGUGUAAAUAGAUCUGAUACAUUAUCUCCCAGGGUUUAUUCGGGUAAUAAUAGCCAUUCCCACGCACGCCCCCUGUAGGUAAUAGAUGAGUAACUCCCUCCCCGGCUUGUGCAGAGACAGCAGUGCGUGCGCGUUUAUUGCAGGCAAUACGGGGGGCGAGCUGUGGGUUGGAGCAUCCUGUCCUUCCGCAGUCUGUUCUCAUUCAUGCAGGUGGAGGCGACAGCUGAGCCCCCCGGAGCCGUCCGCAGCCUGCAUGGGAGUGGGGGGUCCCGGGAUUUGGGUGCCCUGCACAUUGCCGUAGCGCCAGCUCCUGUGGGCACAGAUCGCCACAUUUACAGGCGAUGGAUCCGCCUGCAGCAGCCAAGGGAGAAGCACCCCCUGACCUGAGGGACCUGGAGACCAAAGUGGGCAGGAAGACCCCCGAGGGCCUACUGAGGUGGAUGAGAGAGGACCCUGUCCUGAGGGUGGGGGAAAGUGCAGGGCAGCUGCUGAUGGGGAACCAGGGGCUUGGAGACAAGAUCGAGGCAUUAAAACUGGAAUUGGCCUGUCUGAGGGCCAUCGAUGUUCAGAUCCUUCAGCAGCUCCUGGCCGUUAACGAGGGAAUUGAGGCUGUGAAAUGGAUCCUGGAGGAGAAGGGGACCUUGACCAGCCGUUGCAGCAGUUUGACCAGCAGUCAGUACAGUUUGGCUGAGAGCCAGGAGACCUCGCGCCGCGGUAGCUGGAACAGUCUGCAGGAUCCCACAGAUAAACUGGACAGUAUUUCCAUCGGCAGCUACCUAGACACGCUGGCUGACGACAUGGACGAGUACAGUCUGAGCACCAGUGAACCUGUUGGUUCCUCCACCCCACAUCGACAUGGGCUCCCGCUGAGCAUUGCUGACCCGGAUGGUGACAAAGAUGCAUUUUCAAGGAUGGAGCAAGUAGAUUAUAUGGCGAUGACCCCAAUGGGGCUGAAUAACGCAGACAAAAGUAAGUUGUCCAGGCAGCAUGGCCUCGCGCAAGGUCCAAUUCCGAAUGGGUCUUUAAAACAUGGGCCAGAGGCAUGCGUUGAGGUCAGACCUUCAGAGACAAAGCCUAAAAUGAAGUCUUGCCAGAAUGGGAGGGUGGACUUGGACAAGGUGAAGUUGCCCAGCAAGGUCCACCUGGAGUACGAUGCUCACUGGCGCUGGGUGCAAUCUCAGGACGAUGUGACAUUUUUAUAAUCAGCGGCGAUAACAUGGCGCAGACCAUGUGAUCUCAGGGGCAGGAUGUGCUUUGUUCUUGGCAGCCGAGUACUUGAGCUAAUCGUCACCGGACGAUGGGGAUGGAACACUACAGCAGUGGAACUUUUUAUUCCUUGUAUGAUGCUGAUGUGUAAAAACUAUGAACAGGUUUUAAAGCUAGAAAUAUAUUCUCUUUUCUAUAAGGUCCCCUAACAUUAUUCAGAGGUUUUAUCUUAUAAUAUUUUUUUCUGUUAUGAAGUGAUAUUAAUAUAUGUACAUUUUCCAGACAAAUGGAAAUUAUAUAACCUGCAUAUGCAAAUGGAUGAAGCUUCUACUGUGUAAUGGGAAUCCAGAAAUUAUAUUGAUAGAACGCAAAAAAGAAAGAAAAAAAACAACAACUUUGCCUGAUUUUAUUGUAUUUUUGUGGAAAUAAUCAUUUUGACAGAAAUUAUGUGACACUGAUAAAGUGGAUUACCCUAUGGUAGCUCUGGCCAACCUGUGGCUCUCCAGCUGUUGAAAAACUACAUAUCCUAGCAUGCCCUGCCAGUAAAGCUAUUAUGGGAUGCUAAAACUGUGGCAGGGUAUGCUGGGAUGUGUAGUUUCACAGCAGCUGGAGAGACACAGGUUGGCCAGACUUGCCUUAUAAAACAUCCCUUAAGUAAAUUAAUUAGAAUGUGUUUAUUAAUAAGGUUGUAAAGUGGAUGUGAUGUAUGCUUUAACUAGAUAUGUCUGUUGUACAAUCUUGUAAACCCGGGGGAUCAUCCCGAUUAUUUGGAGCAGACUCAUCUCAAUCACCUGGGUUAUACCAGGGUUACAGGACAAAACAAUUGAUAUUUCUAGCAGGUUUUCAAUUAAGAAACAUUCUAUUGUUUUUAGUGCACCCGAUGGAGCUAUUCAAUUGUUCAGCUUUUCGGGUGCAACUGCGUGACGGGCGAGCAGAAAUCCGAAAGCAGAAAGUGGUCUGUUUGGGCAAGCUACCCAGUACUUUGCACAGGUUUACCCGCUUUACACAUCUAAACUUAGUGCAUUUGGGCGCGACGAGCGAAAUAGUUGAUGCAUUUGUGCCCGAACAGCAGAACAAUUGAAUGGCUCAGUCAGGCGCCCAUUGCUAGCAGACUCGCUAAAAACAAUUGAAUUCACCCCUUAUGAUGUUUUAAUAUUAAGGGCUCCCCCUAGGUCACUAUAACUUCCCAUUAAUGUAAUAUGUGCAGCAGAUAAGUGCAUGGGUCUGUUUUCACUUGAGAGACGCUGUUUUAUGUUACGAACCUAAAUGCAAUUAAUAUGAAUCAUUGUGAUCCAGGAUCUUUCCAGAGACACUAUCUAACUGCGUCUACAGGUUGCGUUUAUAAUGAACCAGCUUUGGUUUUAUGGACAGAUAAAUUAACUAAUUUAAUAUGUAAAAAAAAAAAAAAUACUAAUAUAGUACCAGCAAAGUGCUUUCUACCCUCUUUUGAGUAGAGGGACAGUACUUGUAUAUCCUUUAUUAUGUACACUAAUAUAAAUCUGGCAGAUGGUUUGUGUAUGGGGAGGGUCCAUUGUUACAGUGACCACCAUACGUUCGCCGCCGGCAGGCAGGGUAUAUUAUAUGGUGCCGUAUGUUUUUAUAUUAGUUACUUGGUCUCGCCUUCCCUUUCAUGACAAAUAAUUGGAGUCUGAAUGAACCAUUAACCAGUAAGCUCUUAUGUCUCCACAUAGCGGCAUCUCGUCUUUACCAAACGUUCAUUGUGCAUUAAUGAAACCGCUAGUAAAUUUAAAUAAAAAGUUAGACCAAUCUAUAUGCAGAGACUGUCUGAUAUAUAUAUUUAUUUAUACGUAAAAACAUUAUCCCACAGAAUAGUCCUGAAUUCUGUGAAUAUUUAAAUCAGCCCUUAAUAAUAAUCUUUUGUGCAAUGUUAAUUUUGAGAGAUAGGAUGUGACCCGUCUGCUGGGGAGGUUUUAUCAAAGUUUGGAGAGAGAUAAAGUACCAACCAAUAAGCUCCUGACAUUUUUCAAACACCGGGGCAGAUGUCUUAACGGGGAGGCAUAUCCCGGCGCUCUGCAUACUGAUGCCGGGAUACCGACAACUAUUCUCCCUCUUGGGGUGUCCACGACACCCCUGGAGGCAGAAUAAAGAGCGUGGCGCGCCACCAUGCCCGCAAGGGGCUCUUUAGCGCUCGCCCCGCUGCCGGCAUUCUGGCGUUUUGGAUCCCGAGCGUCGGUAUAACGUAGUACACCCAUCUUAACCUGGAGAAGUGAUAAAAGAAGUUUAUAAAGCAGUGAUAAGUGCAAGUUGUUAACGCACCAGCCAGUCGUUACGAAUUUGAAAAAUGACAGGAGCUGAUUGGCUGGUGCAUUAUCACCUUGCACUUAUCACUGCUUUAUCCCUUCUCCAGGCUUAAUACAUCUGCCCCAUUGCUUGUGAAAUGGCAGUUGGAUACUGUUUGGCUGGUGAAUUAUCUCUCUCCAAGGUUUGAUAAGUCUAUCACUGAGACUGCAUUCGGUCAUCUUUAUUAAACCGACGAUUCAAUAUGAAUUUUAUCUGUAAGGUUUUAUAUGUGAGUUGUUGUUUUGACUUUAGAGUUUUUCAGUUGUAUCAAUAUUAUAAACCUUUCUAAAGCCUGAGAGUGGGAUGUACUAACCUCCCCCGCUGAGGUAUCUGGCUUCUCUCUGCGCUCUUUGUGUUUUCUCCACGGUUACUGGUCUCCUCUUCGCUAGCCGUUGCUCACCCACGCUCCCCGCUUUUUUUUCUCCUCUCACUGCGGUACGCCUCAUCACCGCCGCGGCCACGGAGUUCUGCGCUCUCCAUAGCGCUUGGUCAGCGCUGCGCUCCCCCGGUCACUUGUGUCAGCUUCCUGGCAUGCAUCCUGUAGUUCCUGCGUCACAUGACAGGGGGAGCGCAGUGCUGACCAAGCGCUACGGACAGCGCAGGUCUCCGUGGCUGCAGCGGUGAUGAGGCGGACUGCAGUGAGAGGAGGAAAAAUCGGGCAGCGUGGGGAGCAACGGGUAGCACCGGCCAGCGGAGAGGAGACCAGUAACCGCGGAGAUAACACAAGUAGCGCAGAGAAAAGCCAGAUACCGCAGCGGGGGAGGUUAGUACAUCCCGUCCUGAAACACAAUCACUAAAUUCAGCGAGUGGGGAGGAAAUCCUCAUUUCCACUUAGGUGCUGCUUUAUAUGAGAUUUUUGUGGCAUUUAGGUAAAUUUCCGACUCUAUCUCUCGGCUCAGUUAAAUCCGGAAAAUGGUACUGAAGUUACUUUCCUUGUCCGGUAGACGUUCAAUCCCUUUAUUUAUGUUGACCCUUUGUAAAUGUUAUUUUACAAUGACCUGUCUCUGUAAAUGUGGCUGAUUUUGUGGCAGUUGCUGCUGAUGUGUUUCCUUGAUGUGCCGUGCUACAUGUUCAUUUACCGAACAGGACCGAUGUGUCUUUCAGCGCAGUUUGCUUCUGCGUCACUUGGAAGCUGCAGUAAUAGUAAAUAUUUCUGUCACUACGCAGCCAUAGAAUAAAUCUCUCAUCUGUAUGUAC